AUGCGCGUAACCCGCUUGACGCUGCUCGCCGCGGCGCUGGCCGUGUCUGUGUGCGCUAAAGACGCCGCCCCCGUGAAGGAAGACGCCGGCGAGUGCCUCGCGCCGUCCGCCGUCACCGCGCUCGAGUCCAAGGUCGACCAGCUGCAGCAGUCGAACGCCGCGCUGCAGCUCCAGGUGGACUCGCAGGCCGCCGACAAGACGCGGCUGCUGGCCGACGUGGCCCAGAAGCACGAGGCCAUCGUGCUCAAGCUGCAGGGCGAGAUCGCGGCGCUCACGAAGGACGUGGAGGUGCUGGAGAAGGACGUGGGCAGCCAGAAAGAGGCCGUAGACAAGGCGCAGGCCGAGCUCAAGGCCGCGCUGGACAAGCUGGCGGACGAGAUCAAGCGCGCCUCGACGCUAGACAAGAACCUGCAGGCGCUGGAGAAGAAGAACCGCGCGAUGAGCAUGGAGCUGAGCGAGACCACGUCGGUGGAGCUCACGAUGGCCUCGCUGCUGUCGGCGUACUACGAUGACGCGCUGGUGGUGGCGGAGCAGGCGCUCGUCUUCGCCCAGCAGAAGCUGGACGAGCAGUCGGGCGCGCUCGACCACGUGCAGGUCACGAUCGAGGACGCCAAGAAGACGGCAUGCGACACCACGAGCAAGUUCUACCAGGACAACUUGGCUGCCACGCUCGACCCGAUCCUCGUGGACGUGCACAAGUCGGUGCACCCGCACCUGGAGAAGUAUCUGCCGAUCGUGCAGCAGAAAGUGGCCAAGGCCAAGGAGCAGGCCGUGGUCUACUCGCAGGAAGCUCUGCGUCGCGCCAAGUUGGCGCGCGUUGAGGCGAUCACGCUGCUGGAGCAGAACGAGCACGUGGCAAACCACGCGCAGAAGGUGGUGGACGGCGUGCUGGUUGUUUUGGCGGUGCCGCUGGUUCUGUUCCAGAUCCGCUUGGCGCUGCGCCUCGUGUGGUGGCUGUUCACGACGACGCUGUGUGUGCUGACGUGCGGCCUGUGCUGCCGAUCUCGCAAGCGCUGCUACAAGAACAAGCGCAAAGGCAUGAAGAAGACGCCCAGCGUUAACGCGAGCUUGAACGCUCCUCUGAACGGCCCCUCGAAGAAGACGACUUCUUCCUCUAGCAAGACCACGUCGACCACCCAGAAGCGCAGCAAAAAGGGCAAGAACUAG
Messenger RNA from Phytophthora sojae, 1167 nucleotides. RefSeq lists its product as hypothetical. NCBI's taxonomy places the organism in Eukaryota, Oomycota, Peronosporomycetes, Peronosporales, Peronosporaceae. The record is from RefSeq and is a predicted model, not a curated record. The coding region runs from base 1 to 1167 and encodes 388 amino acids. The transcript has a single exon.